AUUUUUAAAAUAUUUUGCUGUGGCGAUCGGAUCAGUUCGCCAACUUCCAUGCACCUUGGGAGAUGAUUAACUAUUGACGUUGUCGGAUCUGUUCCAUUUUGGUCUUUUAGAGAAAAGAUUCCUAAAUUUACAAAAAUAAUUUGCUAAAUUUUAGUGCUACCAAAAAUUGAAGUGACAGUUUGGGUGUGCCACCUUUUGUUAAAAAAGCAAAGCACUCCCACCAAACCACUAAGCUCUGUCACAAAUCACAAUCCUCAACCACCCCCAGGCAGGGGCCUUAUUACGUCAACCCAAAAACCAAAAAACUCAUCUCAUCAAUUGCCCAAAAGGCCAUAUUACACAGACAAGAAAAAAAAAAUGGCAAUGGCUAUGGCUCUUCGUAGGCUCUCAUAUGCUUCCUCCAUUAAGCGCUCUUCCCUCUAUUACAUGUCGUCUUUGCCUAAUGAAGCAAUUCGUGAAAGGGAGGAUCCACGCGUUACGUGGAUAAAGCAGUUGAAUGCGCCACUUGAAGAAAUCGAUCCAGAGAUUGCUGACAUUAUUGAGCUUGAAAAAGCUAGGCAAUGGAAGGGUCUUGAGCUUAUCCCUUCAGAGAAUUUUACAUCACUGUCAGUGAUGCAAGCAGUUGGAUCAGUAAUGACUAACAAAUACAGUGAAGGGUAUCCUGGUGCUAGAUACUAUGGAGGAAAUGAGUACAUAGACAUGGCAGAGAGAUUGUGUCAAAAACGUGCAUUGGAAGUUUUUAAAUUGGAUCCUGCCCAAUGGGGAGUCAAUGUUCAGUCGUUGUCUGGAUCCCCUUCAAACUUUCAAGUGUACACUGCUUUAUUAAAGCCUCAUGAGAGAAUAAUGGCACUAGAUCUUCCUCAUGGUGGACAUCUUUCACAUGGUUAUCAGACUGACACAAAGAAGAUUUCUGCUGUUUCUAUCUUUUUCGAGACCAUGCCAUACAGAUUGGAUGAGAGCACAGGUUAUAUUGACUAUGAACAGCUGGAGAAAAGUGCAACGCUCUUCCGACCAAAGUUGAUUGUUGCUGGUGCAAGUGCUUAUGCUCGCCUAUAUGAUUAUGCACGUAUCCGCAAGGUAUGUGACAAGCAAAAAGCUGUUCUCUUGGCGGACAUGGCACAUAUCAGUGGGUUGGUUGCUGCUGGAGUCAUCCCUUCUCCUUUUGAGUAUGCAGAUGUUGUUACCACCACAACUCACAAGUCACUACGUGGGCCACGUGGGGCGAUGAUCUUCUUCAGAAAAGGGGUGAAGGAGAUAAACAAAAAGGGAGAAGAAGUGAUGUAUGACUAUGAAGAUAAAAUAAACCAAGCUGUUUUCCCUGGACUUCAAGGUGGCCCCCACAAUCACACAAUUUCUGGCUUAGCUGUUGCACUGAAACAAGUCAAGACACCAGAAUACAAGGCAUACCAAGAGCAAGUCCUUAGCAAUUGCUCUAAGUUUGCUGAGGUACUACUUGUAGUUAACUUCUUCUCCUAUAGCAUAGUGUAUGAUCAUUUCUCCCAUAGAGUAAAUGAUAAAAUAGAAUUAUGA
This is a messenger RNA of Lycium ferocissimum, 1530 nucleotides long. RefSeq names its product serine hydroxymethyltransferase, mitochondrial-like. Gene Ontology annotation, cellular component: cytoplasm. The record is from RefSeq and is a predicted model, not a curated record. Bases 358 to 1530 code for a protein of 390 amino acids. The transcript is spliced from 11 exons. Gene Ontology annotation, molecular function: cobalt ion binding; pyridoxal phosphate binding; serine binding. NCBI's taxonomy places the organism in Eukaryota, Viridiplantae, Streptophyta, Magnoliopsida, Solanales, Solanaceae. Gene Ontology annotation, biological process: tetrahydrofolate interconversion; L-serine catabolic process; folic acid metabolic process.